Messenger RNA from Tympanuchus pallidicinctus (lesser prairie-chicken), 930 nucleotides. It is a transcript of the gene POLR2D, whose product is annotated as RNA polymerase II subunit D. The transcript has 4 exons. Gene Ontology annotation, cellular component: RNA polymerase II, core complex; P-body. Bases 32 to 460 code for a protein of 142 amino acids. The record is from RefSeq and is a predicted model, not a curated record. Gene Ontology annotation, biological process: positive regulation of translational initiation; mRNA export from nucleus in response to heat stress; transcription initiation at RNA polymerase II promoter. Gene Ontology annotation, molecular function: translation initiation factor binding; nucleotide binding. Lineage: Eukaryota; Metazoa; Chordata; Aves; Galliformes; Phasianidae.
GGCGCCGCGUCUUUCCCUUCCGGGUGAGGCAAUGGCGGCGGGUGGCAGCGACCCGAGGACUGCAGAUGUGGAGGAGGACGCCUCGCAGCUCGUCUUCCCCAAAGAAUUCGAAACUGCAGAAACCCUGCUGAAUUCAGAAGUCCACAUGCUUCUGGAGCAUCGGAAGCAACAGAACGAGAGCGCGGAAGAUGAGCAGGAGCUGUCAGAAGUGUUCAUGAAAACUCUGAAUUACACAGCGCGCUUCAGCCGCUUCAAAAACCGCGAAACCAUCGCCAGUGUUCGUAGCUUGCUGCUCCAAAAAAAGCUCCAUAAAUUUGAAUUGGCGUGUUUGGCCAACUUGUGUCCUGAGACUGCUGAGGAAGCCAAAGCUUUGAUUCCUAGCCUGGAGGGCCGAUUUGAAGAUGAGGAAUUACAGCAAAUUCUUGACGACAUUCAGACCAAACGCAGCUUCCAGUACUAAAGGUGACCCUCAACUCCUCCAAAUGAGUGGAAAAAUCUGAGAACUUUGUUUCUCUGCCCUCUGUACCAAUCCAGCUCCUGGGCUGAGCAGUGGAUAAAGGGAGCUCCAGCACUGUCAUACACUCCAGCAUACUGGAGUUUUGCAGUCCUCUCAGGUUUGAUAAAGGACGCCUGCAUUGUGAGGGCACAAGAACUUGAAAAAUCUUUUCUUGGUGGCUCAAAUAUAGGUUUCUUCCAGAUUCUUCUCCCCGAUUUGGGAAUUCCGUACACGUUUCUGCUUUUUAGCAGAAAUGAUGACCUGCUUUGUUUUUGUUUGUUUGUUUUCAAAAAGAGUGGGGACACUUACUCUUGACUCCUGGGCAGAAUCAAGUCCCGCUGUCUUUCAAAUGGUUUCGUCAGCAUGGUGGACUUUCAGAAGCUCAAUUAUUUUGUAUUAUUGCUUAGCUUAAAUUAAAAUAUAUUUCUAAUUAA